GGCCCCUCGCUCGGAGGCACACUGCGGCCGCAAGCACGAUGGAGAUCCCAGUGCCCGUACAGCCCUCUUGGCUGCGUCGCGCCUCAGCCCCGCUGCCCGGGAUUUCGACGCCCGGCCGCCUCUUUGACCAGCGCUUCGGCGAGGGGCUGCUGGAGGCUGAGCUGGCAUCGCUGUGCCCUGCCGCGCUCGCCCCUUACUACCUGCGCGCCCCCAGCGUGGCACUGCCCACCGCCCAAGUGCCAGCUCAGGUGCCGACGGCCCCCGGUCACUUCUCGGUGCUGCUCGACGUGAAGCACUUCUCGCCAGAGGAAAUUGCUGUCAAGGUGGUGGGGGACCACGUGGAGGUGCAUGCGCACCACGAGGAGCGCCCGGAUGAGCACGGCUUCGUCGCGCGUGAGUUCCAUCGCCGCUACCGCUUGCCGGCGGGUGUGGAUCCGACAGCCGUGACAUCCGCGCUGUCUCCCGAGGGCGUUCUGUCCAUCCAGGCCGCACCGGCGCCGGCCCAGUCCUCGCUGCCGCCGCCGCCGCCGCCAGCUGCGGCUAAGUAGGGGCUCCGGAGCGCAGCUGGAACGCAGGGAGCCGCCCGAGGCCCCCUCAUUUAAAGCCUACCUGACUCCGCCCAGCCAGAUGUCCACAGCUUGCCAAGACCCCUCUCCUGUCCCAGCUGGGAUCAUGCCCUGACCUUGCCACCUAACAUUUAGCCUGGAUACCCCUUGUAGACCCUUCCCCACCCCCACCCAAACUUGACCCCACCUUCUUGGCAGAUAUUCCUUUUCUCAAGACAGCCCCCCUCCCCUACUCCCUUUUUCAAGCUCUAAGUCCAGAUUCUGUUCCGCAGCCCUGCCCCAGACCAGAGUCAUGCAUGGCCACACCCACAGCCCAAGGAGCCCAGUCGCGGGGACGGAACCACCUGGUCCCAGGCCAGCCAGACCCCCCACCCUCAAAUUAUUCCCCAACCUCCCCUGAUGGCAUAGAUAGCCCAAACCCCACGCCUGCUCCAACCAGAACCUCUUCCCCCCAUCUUUUUCCUGAGCCCCAAGCCUCUGGCCAGCUACUCCCGGCAAUCUCCCCUCUAUUUUUCAAGAUCAACCAAGCAACCUCCCUGCUGCCUCCCACCCCCACCCCACCUAAGCCCACUCCAAUAAACGUGCUGGAAUUCGG
Echinops telfairi (small Madagascar hedgehog) is the source of this 1161-nucleotide messenger RNA. It is a transcript of the gene HSPB6, whose product is annotated as heat shock protein family B (small) member 6. Gene Ontology annotation, biological process: response to heat; protein refolding. The record is from RefSeq and is a predicted model, not a curated record. NCBI's taxonomy places the organism in Eukaryota, Metazoa, Chordata, Mammalia, Afrosoricida, Tenrecidae. The transcript has 3 exons. Bases 39 to 548 code for a protein of 169 amino acids. Gene Ontology annotation, molecular function: protein folding chaperone; structural constituent of eye lens.